Messenger RNA from Xenopus laevis (African clawed frog), 4912 nucleotides. It is a transcript of the gene dyrk3.S, whose product is annotated as dual specificity tyrosine-phosphorylation-regulated kinase 2. Bases 1994 to 3700 code for a protein of 568 amino acids. Gene Ontology annotation, biological process: positive regulation of cell cycle G2/M phase transition; cytoplasmic stress granule disassembly. Lineage: Eukaryota; Metazoa; Chordata; Amphibia; Anura; Pipidae. The transcript has 4 exons. Gene Ontology annotation, molecular function: transferase activity; nucleotide binding; protein serine/threonine kinase activity. The record is from RefSeq and is a predicted model, not a curated record. Gene Ontology annotation, cellular component: cytoplasm; cytoskeleton; nucleus.
GUGAAGCAAACAAAAAGCAUUUCAGAAUAAACAUGGCCUUCUAACUGUUGGGGUAUCCUUCCAACCACACCCUCCCUCUGAUUCUAGAGGCACCAUGUAAUAGGGUGGUUAGAUGCCCACAUCCCAAGCACUCGUACCUACACUUACAUGCUGCCCCCACACUAUACCGACUUGUAAACUGCCAGCAGACCCCUCUUAUUUUCAGCCCCAUUGGAACUGGCGGCUCCCUGUGCGUUGUUGCUAACCUGAAUGUGAUUCUGCCUUGCGGCCCCCACACCUGUUGAUUAUUAGGCUUUUUGCUCAAUUUGCAUCCAGCAACAGAUAUCCCUGUGAUCCCACUGCAGAGAUUGCCUUCAUCAUCAUAUUUCAACCAAGCAGUCCCCCCAUACACCCUAUAUACUUAUUUAAAUAACAGAACAGCUCAGAGCCAUUCUCUAGGUGUUCAAGCUCUUUCUGGCUAGAAUGAUGAAGUCAGAUUCCUACGAAUCCGCUUUUACCUCCUCGUGUCGCUCAAGAAGAACAAAGGGAAAAACAUCAAUAUUCUCUAUCUUCCAUAAUUGUUUUCUUUACUUCCUGUCCCCAGCAAUAAUUUGACACAGAUAUAAGUACACCCUUUUCGUGCAUCUGGCACCAGUAGGGCUUGAGAUGCUUCUUUUUCUUUUUUUACCUUUUUUCUUUACCAUGCUCGCUUGUCACCUCUGUAACUGCCCCACUAACUAAUGACAUCACCCCUUGACUUCCUAUUCCCCCACUGGCUGCUAUUAACAGUUAUCUCUGACCCUGUCCCCGUGGCUAAACUUCAUGUUGAACCAGCCAACAAAGUCGCCAUUACAGACACCACACUAACUCUGGCAGCUCCAAUACUUGGAGCAGACUGGUGGGGUUUCCAUACUGCUAGCUGGAAUAUGCUGCCCUUACAAUCACCCUACUUCCCACCUAGUUGACAGCUCCUUUAAACCGACCAUUAAAGCCCUCAAAUCCUGUCCUCUAUCCCACCCGCUCUGGUGCCCCUUGUAAUGGAUUUACCCACUACCUGAGAUACCACAGAUGCUGCUGACGAUCCCCCAAUUCUGAAUGUUCUGGCAGAACUGUCACCUGAUGGCCUGCAUCCUGUCUCACCUGCAGAGCCUGUUGUCUCACUUCCUGGUGUUGUGUGCUGUCUCUUUUCUGUGCUGUCUCUUUUCUGUGCUGUCCCUUUGCUCCAAGAAUGUCUGUAUGGGUAUAAGCACAGAAGCUACCCCCAGCCCAGCUACCCAAAUGAUGGUGUUGCCAUACUCAACCACCGCACUGCAUCCAUCCCUUGUCACCAGCACAACUUGUUCUGUCCACUUUUGCAUCUUCCAUUCUAAAAACCUCCAUUCAGCUGGCUGCCUCUCUCUGCUGCAGAUCUCCCAAGACUCCAUCUCUGCGCUUAUAUCUCCACUCUCCCUUGACAACUUGCACUUGUGCCUCCCUGCCCUGUGCCCGACCACCGCUGUUCUCCCACUGAAAUGGCUCCACCCACGCGUGCCAUCUUGUCUGCACCCACACCACAACUCAUAUUCUGUCGGGACUGACUCCCCCACCACUCCAACCUCUCCUCUGUGCUGCACGUGUAAGGGAAGCGCUUGUGCAGCCAUUUUCCUGUUCCGUGUGAUGCUGCCCAGAGAAGGGCUCAGACAAUCGGGGGAUGGGAACUUUUUGUGUGAGUCGCACCUCCUGUAAAGGGCGUGGGGUGGGCUGCCAACUGCUGCAGAAUGCAUUUCUGUGCUGAUACCCGAGCUGAAACUUCCUGUUAUCCUGCCAUGUGGGAAGACACGCCUGUUUUUUGGCUCCGCCCCAACCUCUGGCCUCAGUGUCCGGUAGUUACAGAAUCUGUAUACAGUCUUCGUGGGUCCGGAUAGGAAGCUGGGAGAGCGGGGCCUUCCACACUCACCUCAGUACAUGAACCCCAGCCGAGCCCGGGCAUGGAUUGCACUGUGCGCUCAUCUCUCCAUUCUUUCCACAAGCAGUCAUGAUGCUCCUCACAAGGAAGCCUGAGGGCCCCAUAGCAGCAGUGAGAUAUGGUGAUGGCUUGUAUGAUUCAUAUAUGAGGCUUGAUCAGAUGGCAGCACAAGAUGCGGCAGAGGAUAAAGAAAGCCCCUCCACUCUACCUUCAUUUGGGAGACUUACUAUAAGCGGAAAUAAACUUGCAAUGAAGGAUCAACAACCGGUUAAAGUGCAACAGUUUUUUGAGGACUCCGGUAAUCGAAGGGUUGGUGCAAGUGUUCCAAGUACAGACAGCGCAUUUCCCUUGUUGACCAAAGAGAAGAGUUCAGACGGCUCAGGAACUUUAAAAUCUAGUGAUAGCUCUGCCAAGUCAUCAAAGUCCACGUACCUAACUCCUGAGCAAGCAGUGAAGCAAUACAAGCACCAGCUCUCUGCUUAUGAACAACAAGAAAUCAGUAGUUUUUCUGAGAUCUAUUUUGUGGGUCCAAAUGCAAAGAAGAGGCAAGGAGUUGUAGGGGGUCCUAAUAAUGGAGGUUACGAUGAUGAUCAAGGAGGCUACAGUUUGGUGCCACAUGACCAUGUGGCAUACAGAUAUGAAGUUCUUAAGGUCAUUGGAAAGGGCAGCUUUGGUCAAGUUGCAAAAGUUUAUGACCAGAAGCUCCACCAGCAUUUGGCACUAAAGAUGGUCCGCAAUGAAAAGAGAUUUCACCGGCAGGCUGCAGAGGAGAUCCGCAUCCUGGAACACCUCAAGAAACACGAUAAGACUGGCGGUAUGAAUGUGAUUCACAUGCUGGAGAGUUUCACUUUCCGAAACCACAUUUGUAUGACCUUUGAGCUUCUGAGCAUGAAUUUAUACGAGUUGAUCAAACGAAAUAAGUUCCAGGGUUUUAGUCUGCAACUCGUUCGCAAAUUUGCCCAUUCAAUCCUGCAGUGCUUGGAAGCUUUGUACAGGAAUAAGAUCAUCCACUGUGACCUAAAGCCUGAAAAUAUACUCCUCAAACAGCAAGGGCGUAGUGGUAUUAAAGUUAUAGAUUUUGGGUCCAGUUGUUUUGACCACCAAAGAGUUUACACAUACAUACAGUCCCGUUUCUACAGAGCACCCGAGGUCAUUCUGGGAAGCCGUUAUGGUAUGCCUAUUGAUAUGUGGAGUUUUGGCUGCAUACUAGUUGAGCUCCUUACUGGUUAUCCAUUGUUUCCAGGUGAGGAUGAGGGGGACCAGCUAGCUUGUAUGAUGGAGCUUGUUGGUGCACCACCUCCAAAGCUUCUAGAACAAGCCAAAAGAGCAAAAAAUUUUAUUAACUCAAAGGGAUACCCACGCUAUUGUACUGUCACCACACUUCCUAAUGGGACAACAGUUCUCAAUGGCAGCAGGUCAAGGAGAGGUAAAAUGCGUGGUGCACCUGGCAGCAAAGACUGGGUGGCAGCUUUGAAGGGCUGUGAAGAUACCCUUUUCAUUGAUUUUCUGAAAGGUUGUCUCACUUGGGACCCAGUUGCACGUAUGACACCUAGCCAGGCCCUGCGACAUCCGUGGAUUUCCAAGCGAAUGUCUAAGCCUUCAGUUACUGAGAAGGCUUCAGGUAAAAGAAUUACCAGCCAAAGCAGCUCUUUCCCAGGAAUUGGCUCCAAACUGCCUCCAGUCGUAGGUGUGGCCAACAAAUUACGGGCCAAUUUAAUGAAUGACUCCAAUGGAAGCAUACCACUUCGAACUGUUCUUCCUAAGCUAGUCAGCUAAUCCUGACUGAUGCUAUGAUGAGCUGAUGCUUGUGACUUUUAUGAUUUUACUUGUUUUAUUAAAAAUGAGGGAAGAAAGGUAUCCUUAAAGGAUUAGACUCUGCAUUCCCCAAGUUAAUUGUAUUUAAAGGGCUAAACAUUUCAAUUUCCAUCUGGUACAACUUGAUUCCCUCUAUUUUAUAGGUCAGUAUGGUUUUUGUCAAAAUACAAAGCAAUAAUAAUUUAGAAAAGACACAUUGUAAGAGUUGACUAACCAUGACUUUGUUCAUUACAUUCACAGAGACUGAAUCCUGUAGUCAUGACAGAAUGAGGUACUAUUAUUCCGAUAUCUGCCCAGUUGGUCUCUUCCCACUGCAGCUAUUUAAUUAGUUUGCCGGAACAUUCAGUCACUUAGCAGAAAAGGCCAUGAAUUGGUCAUUUGCAAAAUGUGUCAUCUUUGUGAAAGUAGGCUUGGGUCACACAAACAGAUCUACUUGUAACAGUCUUAGAAUGGAUUGUCAUUUUCUAUAUUGGACUAAGUACAUAUAAACCUCAUCUAAAAACCUGUUUUUAGCAGACUUUUAGUGGCAGAUGAUCAUUUCCUGGUAUAAGAUGGCCGAUCUGUACAGUGCAGUUUAAUGCAUUUUGCCUGCCAUGUUUUUCAGCAGCCCAAACUCUAAGAGACCCACUUUAACCUCUCAACAAAAAAUUUUGCACACAACAUUCAAUUGUAGUGGAGGGGCAAUAUUGAGCAUUUUGGCUUUAUAUAUUGAAGCUCAAACAUGGCAAAGUUGAAAAUCACCCAUGUGCCAUUGCCCUUGUGGUGAUAAUGAUCAGUUCCGGGAUUUAGUGGAAAAGCUGAUGAGCGUUUCCGAUUAUUCUUGUCCCCUGAAGGACAAUUAGCACAGUUUCAAAAAGCUGUUAUCCUGCAGAACAUUCCUUUUUCAAUAACUCGGAGGAACCAUAUAACCUAUAGAUAAUGACUGGCACUGUAGCAGAUGAUGCUCCGCUGCAGAAGACUGUAUGGUGCACAUCAUCUUUCCCCGACUUCCAAUGUUGGUCCUUAACACCUAAUCUAAAGUAGCAAGUGGCUGAAGUACAGGUAUACGAUCUGUUAUCUGGAAACCCAUUAUCCUGAAAUCUCCGAAUUAUAGAAUCCAUUUUAUCUAAAUAAUGCAAAUAUUUAAAAAUCAUUUCCUGUAAUAAUAAAAUCGUACCUUGUACUUGAUCCAGG